Messenger RNA from Camellia sinensis, 1598 nucleotides. The record is from RefSeq and is a predicted model, not a curated record. NCBI's taxonomy places the organism in Eukaryota, Viridiplantae, Streptophyta, Magnoliopsida, Ericales, Theaceae.
UGAUAUUGGAGUUAUAUUAGUUCAAAGUCCCUAUUAACAACUAAGAUUUGUUUUAAAGGAAUGUACUGGGUAGCUUCAACCCCCACAACUUUCUUUAUCCUAUUCUUAUUUCAAUUUUUUUUUUUUUUUUUCUAUUAGAGAUCAUCACUUAACUGCAAUACCAUCACCUUAAAUUGUUUGAUUGAUAGAGACACCAUUUAAAAUACUACUGUAGUCUCUGCAAGGAAAAAAAUGAAAUGGUUUAUGUUGGGUCUCCGUUCUAGCCUUACAACCUUGCAAGAGAAAGAACUCAAGAAUUUCCAAUUGAGGUUGUCCAUGAAUGGUUGAAGUAGGCGUUUCAAGGCUUUUAGUCUGUAAUAAGGUAGUAUCAAGGUUGUUAAGAUCGCGAUCCGAAUCGUAGGAUCGUACAAUUCUACGAUCCAUUUUUGGAGAAUCAAUCUGAAUUGUAUGAUAAAUCGCAUUUUGUUUAGGAUCGUAAUAGGAUCGGUGGGGUCGUAGGAUCGUAUUCGGAUCGCGAUCCUCCUACUUUUGGCCAUUUUUGUCAUAUUUUUAAUACAGGUUUGAUGCCUUCUCACUUUUCUAAUGACCCACGACAUAAGAUUAGGGCAAAAGAUUGGGGAAAGUUAGUCACGAGAGCUGAUAGCAGACAACGAAAGCAGCAGUGAGAAGAAUCCAUCCAGCCUCCAUCCAGUGAUACAUAGAGAGAUGGAUCCAAAUUCAGUUAAAUCGACUCUAUCUAAUUUAGCAUUUGGAAAUGUUAUGGCAGCAGCAGCUCGUGAUUAUCAAAAGGAAGUUUUAGCUCAAGAGAAGGGACAUGCUUCUACAUCUAUUAAUCAGGAUGUUGAUCUUGAUGACUUGAUGGAUGAUCCCGAGCUGGAAAAAUUGCAUGCAGAUAGGAUUGCUGCUCUAAAGAAAGAAGCUGAGAAGCGACAAGCAUUGAAGAAGCAAGGGCAUGGAGAGUAUAGGGAGAUUACUGAAGGGGACUUCUUGGGUGAAGUCACCGGAAGUGAAAAAGUAAUCUGCCACUUCUACCAUCAGGAGUUUUACCGAUGCAAGAUAAUGGACAAGCAUUUGAAAUCACUUGCACCAAAGCAUAUUGAUUGCAAAUUCGUCAAGCUAGAUGCAGAGAAUGCGCCUUUCUUUGUUUCCAAACUUGCAAUCAAAACUUUGCCUUGCGUCAUCUUGUUCAGAAAUGGAAUUGCAGUAGAUAGGCUGGUCGGGUUUCAAGACUUGGGAGGAAAAGAUGAUUUCACCACAAAGGCACUUCAGAAUCUACUAAUAAAAAAAGGUAUAAUUAGUGAGAGUAAAGGGGAUGAAGAAGACGAGGAAGACGAUUAUCACGAAAACAAGAGCAGGGCAGUAAGAUCCUCUACGGGUUUUGGUUCUGAUUCUGACUGAAGAAAAGGGAAACUUCUGUUAUUUACUUGGAUUAUUAGUUUGCCUUUUUAAUGUUGUUAUUGCAGAAGUUUUGUCAUAUUUGUACAUCUUUAUUACCACUUCAGACCUCUUCUUUUUUCUUAUGUGGAAGAGAAUGAAAUUUGGAUCUCCAAUCCUUGAAACACGGUACAAAUUUCAAGGAAGUUCAAAUUAAACAGUAA